AUGAAGUUCAUUUUCUGUAUUCUCUUUGUCCUCAGAUGUGCCAGUGCUCAGUUCAGUGCAACUGCUAAAGAAGCUAUUCUGAAAACUCACAAUGACCUCCGUUCUGCUAUUGCCAGAGGAAACUAUUCUGCUAAUGAAGUACUCAGGCUGCCAGCAUCCAACAUGCGUAAAAUGAAAUGGGAUUCGUGUCUUGAGGAAUCUGCUCGAAACUUAGCCAUAACCUGCCCGGAUGAUCAUUACGAAGGUGCUGAGUACGGAGAGAACGUUUUCGUUAUAUAUACGGGAACCCCCGGAUUAAUAAGGUACUGGGCUCUGGAACAUUGGAUAUCGCAACUUAAUUCCCAAUGGUAUGAGAGGACAAUCACAAAGGAUACUCAAAUGGCAUGGGCUGAGAUUGAUUCAAUCGGAUGUUAUCUUCAAAAAUGUGAACAGUGGUCAUCCGAGCCACCGCUAGACAAGAUCGUUAUGGUGUGCAAGUAUGAAUUACCAGAUAACCUCUCUUCUUCUCGCCUUUAUAAACCAGGAACGGCCUGCUCUUCCUGUGAUCCGGGAUUCACGUGCGAGACUGAUUCCGGAUUGUGCGUCUGA
This is a messenger RNA of Caenorhabditis briggsae, 588 nucleotides long. NCBI's taxonomy places the organism in Eukaryota, Metazoa, Nematoda, Chromadorea, Rhabditida, Rhabditidae. The transcript is spliced from 4 exons. The coding region runs from base 1 to 588 and encodes 195 amino acids. The record is from RefSeq and is a predicted model, not a curated record.